Molecule: messenger RNA, 711 nt
Organism: Pelecanus crispus (Dalmatian pelican)
Lineage: Eukaryota; Metazoa; Chordata; Aves; Pelecaniformes; Pelecanidae
Gene: HDHD3
Product: haloacid dehalogenase like hydrolase domain containing 3
Cellular component (GO): nucleus
Source: RefSeq, a predicted model, not a curated record
AUGCUUAGGCUGCGCUUACUAACAUGGGACGUGAAGGACACGCUGCUGCGGCUGCGGCGGCCUAAGAGUUAUGCGGCUGAGGCCCGGGCUCACGGGCUCCAGGUGCAGCCGGAGGCUCUUGGUCAGUCUUUCCGGGAGGCAUAUGGAGCCCAGAGCCGGCGCUUCCCCAACUACGGCCGGGGCCAGGGGCUGAGCUCCCAGCAGUGGUGGGUCGAUGUCGUGAAGCAGACCUUCAGGCUCUCAGGCGUGCAUGAAGACAGAGUCCUAACACUGAUGGCAGAAAAACUCUACCAUGAUUUCUGCAGUGCCCGCAACUGGGAGGUGCUGCCAGGAGCCAGUGAGACCCUGAGCUGGUGCUGCCAGCAUGGCUUCCGCAUGGGGGUGGUCUCCAACUUUGAUAACCGGCUGGAAAACAUCCUCUCCCAGUGCAACCUGCGGCACCACUUUGAAUUCAUCCUCACUUCUGAGGACACAGGCUUCACCAAGCCGGACGGGAGAAUCUUCGAGAAAGCGCUGCGCCUCAGCGGGGUCCCCCCAGAGCAGACGGCUCACGUGGGAGACGACUACACCCGGGAUUACAGGGCAGCACGAGCUGUGGGCAUGCACAGCUUUCUGCUCCGGGCUGCUGGGCAGGGCGAGGAGCCAGAGGUGCCCCCUGAGCACAUCCUGCCCACGCUUGGCCACCUCCUGGCUCUUAUUGAGAAGGGGUAG